This is a messenger RNA of Prunus mume (Japanese apricot), 2608 nucleotides long. RefSeq names its product putative acetyltransferase At3g50280. Lineage: Eukaryota; Viridiplantae; Streptophyta; Magnoliopsida; Rosales; Rosaceae. The record is from RefSeq and is a predicted model, not a curated record.
UUAUCCUCAUUACUGACCAAUUUGUAGAAUAAAGUGUUGCAAAUUCUUGGAUGUUGCCGUUGUCCACAAAUCUCUAAACCAUAUCCGAUAUGACAUGUGGCAUAUCGGAGACUUUUCUGGCAUGUUGAUUUUACGAUACUUUUCCAUAUUCGAUAUGACAUGUGGCGUAUCGGAGACUUUUAUGGCAUGUUGACUUUACGAUACUUUUCCGGCAUGGCUUGUUGACUUCACGAUACGGCUCCGAGAGGCUAGCAAUUGAGACAGAAUAAAGAGCCUGCCUCUGUCGAGAGGCUAGCUAGGUCUUUUGGGCGAUUUAGACAGCAACCAAAAAAGAAAAAGAAGGAAGAGAGAGAACUCACCAGCAAUCGCCCGUCGCACCCAUCGCCAUCUCAGAUUCAUGGGUUGGGUGGGUUUCUUACGCAGCUCAAGGAACUGCAGCCCACGUCUGCAACUUCAUAUAAAACCAGAGUAGCUAAGCAGAGAUGGAAAUAUCAAGAAAUUGAAACAGCUCACUGCGAGUGAGUUUUUUUCCUUUCUGUAAAAUGAAUUCCCCUAGUGUCAAAUACAUUUCAGAAUGCUUUGUCCAGCCACACCAUGCCUCAGAAGAAUCAAAGCAGCCCUUCUACUUGACCCCCGGUGAUCUGGCCAUGCUCUCUGUGCACUACAUUCAAAAGGGCCUUCUCUUUUCCAAACCACCAGAAGCAAAACUGGGACAGGAGGGUUUCACGAAUUCUCUGUUGGAAAGGCUCAAACACUCUCUUUCCAUUGCACUUGUUCGUUUCUACCCAUUGGCAGGUCGCUUUGUGACCAAGAAGAACGAAGACCCGCCUUUGUAUUUGGUAUAUGUAGAUUGCAACAACAGCCCUGGAGCCAAAUUCAUAUAUGCAACUAUGGACAUGUCAAUUUCUGACAUUCUUUCACCAACUGAUGUGCCUUUGGUGGUUCAAUCGUUUUUUGAUCAUGACAGGGCGGUCAACCAUGAUGGGCACACCAUGUCCUUGCUAACCAUUCAGGUCACAGAGCUGGUAGAUGGCAUUUUCAUAGGGCUUUCCAUGAAUCACUGUCUUGGUGAUGGAACCUCUUACUGGCAUUUCUUCAACAUUUGGUCUGAGAUCUUUCAAGCACAAGCACAAGGAGAUCAUAAUAAUUUUGUACCCAAUAUCUCAAGACCACCAGUCCUCAAGCGCUGGUUUCCUGAUGGUCAUGGCCCAAUUAUCAAUCUCCCUUUCAAACACUCAGAUGAGUUCAUUGGCAGAUAUGAAGCUCCCAAACUCAGGGAGAGAAUGUUUCACUUCUCCUCGGAAUCCAUAGCCAAACUCAAAGCAAAGGCCAAUGCAGAAUCUAAUACCACCAAAAUCUCUUCCUUCCAGUCCUUGUCUGCCCUGAUGUGGAGGUCUAUUACUCACGCGCGUGGUUUACCCCAAGAUCAAGGAACCAGCUGCAGGUUGGCUGCGAAUAACAGAGGAAGAUUAGAGCCACCAUUGUCUGGAGAUUAUUUUGGGAACUCAAUUCACCCGAUUAGAUCAGAAAUUGUCCCAGCUGGUGAGUUGCUUGAACACGGGCUUGGAUGGGCAGCGUGGAAGUUGCACGAAGCUGUAGUUAACCACAAUGACAAGUUGAUAAGGGAACAUGUUGAUGGCUGGCUGAAGUCUCCAGCUGUUUACCAACUGAGUUUCUUCGAUCCGUUCAGUGUGAUGAUGGGGAGUUCACCAAGGUUCAACUUGUAUGGAAAUCAGUUUGGAAUGGGAAAAGCACUAGCGCCUAGAAGUGGUUAUGCAAAUAAGUUUAGUGGGAAAGUGUCAUCGUACGAAGGCCGCGAAGAAGGAAGCAUAGACUUGGAGGUGUGUCUUCCACCUGAUGCAAUGAGUGUUCUUGAAUGUGACCGUGAGUUCAUGGAAGCUGCCUCUGUACCCCUUUAUUAGUGACAAGUGAUCAUAUGAAUAAGGAUCAUGCAAUCUGCACAAUGUUUAAGUAGAGUUGAGAAUAAUAUGAAUAUGAAUAUGCUUAAUUUGGUAGUGGAAUGAUAGAAAGGUGUGUGGAAGGAAGAGUGAGAAAAAAUGGAACAGAAAAAGAAUAUUCCAUUAAUAAGCACUUAGUUCAAAAGAUAUGAACUAAGGUGGACAGAUGCUUGGUGAGGCUUUAUAUCCCCUAGUGACCAGUUGGAGCACGAGUCAGCAGCUAAGGUGACAGUCAUGCUUCUGGAGAUGGACCUGACUGAAGUUUUGCAUUUGCUCGAGUCACCGGAGGCUUUGAAGGCAAAAGUGGCAGAGGCCAUGGAGGUCCUGAGAAAUGUUGCCCAACAGCAGGCUAACAGCAGCGCUGAUCAACUAUCUUCAUUUUCUGAAUGACAACCUUGUCUCAUAAAUGAGAAGUGUGGCAUCUGGUGUUUCCUCGCUAUGUGGGGGAGUCUUUGGCAGAAGUUUUCGUUUGAUGUUGGAGUGAUUGUAGCUUUUUCAAAAUUAGAACCUAGACUUAAUUUCCUCCUGCUCCUGCAAUUUUUGUUUUGUUUUUGGUCUUUGGUUGUGUAGGAUUUUUACCGUUGCUACAUUUGGCUUUGCAUCAUGGAUUCAUGGUUUUGGUUAAUUUAAUGACUUUAGACAUUUUCUUA